Molecule: messenger RNA, 1665 nt
Organism: Pseudozyma hubeiensis SY62
Lineage: Eukaryota; Fungi; Basidiomycota; Ustilaginomycetes; Ustilaginales; Ustilaginaceae
Exons: 1
Coding region: 1-1665 (554 amino acids)
Biological process (GO): retrograde vesicle-mediated transport, Golgi to endoplasmic reticulum; Golgi localization; endoplasmic reticulum to Golgi vesicle-mediated transport
Cellular component (GO): COPI vesicle coat; cytosol
Source: RefSeq, a predicted model, not a curated record
AUGGUCAUUCUCGCCGCUUCCGUCUCGACCCGAGGCGGAAAGCCCGUCAUCAGCCGUCAAUUUCGUGAUAUGCCAAGAUCGCGCAUCGAAGGUCUCCUUGCGUCCUUCCCCAAGCUCAUCUCUGCCGGCUCACAACACACUUCCGUCGAGACCGAUGCGGUUCGCUUCGUGUACCAACCUCUCGAGGAUCUCUACAUGAUCCUCAUCACAAACAAAAACUCCAACAUCCUCCAAGACAUCGACACGCUUCACCUCUUUGCCCGCGUCACCUCCGACAUCUGCAGAUCGCUCGACGAGAGUUCGGUCCUCCGCUACAGCUUCGAGCUCCUCGGAGCCUUUGACGAGAUCGUUUCGCUCGGAUACAGGGAGAAUGUCAACCUCACCCAGGUCAGGUCUAUCCUCGAGAUGGAGUCGCACGAGGAAAAGAUCCAGGAGAUCAUCGAGAGGAACAAGGAGAUGGAGGCAAAGGAGGAGCUCAAACGUCGUGCAAAGCAGCUCGAGAUGCAGCGCAGGGACGCCGCCCGUCGCGGUCAGAUGGGCGGCAACUCGGGCGGAUUCGGCUCAUCCGGUGGAUACACGGGUGUACAGCAGCGAUUCGAGCCACCACCGACACAGGCGCCUGUUCAGACCGGCUUCUCGUCCAGCUCGUCACCUGCGGCGAAACCGUUCAAGGGCAAAGGUAUGCAGCUCGGUAAAAAGUCCAAGGGCGCCGACCUGCUGGGUGCUAUGGGUGGCGAUCUGGCCGCCGCUGCUGCCGCUGCGGAUGAAGAGCUCACCGCCGCUGCCAACGCUGCUUCGGCCUCACUAGCUGCUGCCAGCUCAGCCCCAUCAGCGGCCGCUGCUCGCGCGGCACCAGCAACUACAGCGGCUGCCAUCGACCCGCUCGACUUGCUCGAUCCUGUCCACCAAGAACCGGUGCACGUCGUCAUCAAGGAGCGCAUCUCUAUCACGGGCAACCGCGAUGGUGGUCUCGAAUCGCUCGAGAUCAAGGGCGACCUCUUGCUCAAGAUCACCGAUCCCACGCUUGCUAAGGUUCGCUUGCAGCUCGCUCCACCCGAGGCCGACAAUCUCGUGCUUUCCGCCGGCGAACUUCAAUUCAAGACUAACCCCCAAGUCGACAAGGCUGCGUGGUCCUCCGAUCGCAUCGUCGCGCCGCGAGACGCGAGGAAGCCCUUCCCGGUCAACCAGUCGCUCGGUGUCUUGCGAUGGCGGAUGGUCACCAAGGACGAGACUGCGUUGCCGCUCUCGAUCAACUGCUGGCCUUCUCCCAACGGUCAAGGCGGAUGCGAUGUUAGCAUCGAGUACGAGCUCGAGAAUGAAGAUCUCGGUGAGCUGCGCAGCGUCAUCAUUGCGAUCCCCUUGCCGUCAGGCUCCGUGCCUUCGGUCGAGUGUCCCGAUGGCUCGUGGUCCGUCAAUGACGAGACCAACAACCUUGAGUGGACGCUGGAGAGUAUCUCGAGCGCCAACAAGUCUGGCAGCUUGGAAUUCUCGGUCACGGAGGGCGCGGAUAACGUCGACGUCUUCUUCCCCGUCGUUGUCGACUUUGUCUGCGAAAAGACGCUCUGCAACGUCACGGUGGCAGACGUCGUCUUGGCCGAUACGGGCGCUCUUACGACGUUCUCCCAGCAGUCGGUGCUGAGUGCCGAUAAUUAUGUGAUUGCCUGA